AUGCCUGGUGUUCCCCCUGACGCGCUUGAGCAGGUGAAGAAGGGAUUCAAGCGAUUCUUCAGUCGCAAGAAGAACAAGAAGCCCGCCAAAACAUCUGAGCCUGCUGCAGCUGCCCCAGUAGCUGGUGAGGCGGCCGCUGCAAAGCCCACCGGCCCCACUGCCACCCCGGAAACUGCCCCUGACACUGCUAAGCCAGCUGAGACAACCCCUGCCGCCCCCGCAGAUACCACUGCUGCUAAGCCAGAGGCCGAGGCGCCUGCUGCCCAACCUGAAGCCCCUGCUGCUAAGCCCGAGGCUGCUGCUCAGCCUGAAGCUACCCCUGAAGCCCCUGCUGCACCUAAUCCCGAGGCUGAGGUCCCUGCUGCUCUACCUAAAGCUACCCCCGAAGCUCCCGCUGCUCCAGCCGAAGUUCCUGCUGCUAAGGCAGAGGAACCUGCCAAGACUGGUAAUCGAAUCCCCCAGCGCCACGAAGCAAAGAGUAAUACUAAUGGUGAUGUUAGAUUCCCCCACUAA
Molecule: messenger RNA, 513 nt
Organism: Penicillium antarcticum
Lineage: Eukaryota; Fungi; Ascomycota; Eurotiomycetes; Eurotiales; Aspergillaceae
Exons: 3
Coding region: 1-513 (170 amino acids)
Source: RefSeq, a predicted model, not a curated record